GAACGGUUUGAAUUUUGCGUCUCUCGCUCUCGCUGCUGUGUAACGUUUUUGACAUGUUACAAUGUCUAGGAUAUUCCGACGAAAUCGCGAAAUGUAAAUUGUUGUAAUAGCGCAGGAUCGAAAGAAGCGAGCAAGACGCGUAGUUUUCACAGAAGGGAAUUGUUUAUUGACGUUUAGCGCGCUGAUAAGAUGUUGCAUGUCGAGCGGGCUGCCACCGAUCCCUUGGACGCGUAGUUUGCUCUAACCUUUUAUAUUUGUCACCUGAAUUGACAAAUUCAAGUCUUUGAUUUAUCCUAGAGCCUCGAGGUGAAUUUGUUACGUCGCUCUCGCUUCCGUUGAUUGCUACGCGAAAUCGAAGACAUGUCUGACAAGUUGGCCGAAUCGGUAGAAGACGACAACUCCGUUACGAUGCUCGAUGUUCUCCAGGUGGAAAAUCAGCUCGAAGAAGACGCGUAUGCGGUUUUGGGCGCCUCCGAUGAUCAGAAUUGUACUUAUAACAAGGGAUAUAUAAGGCAAGCAUUGUACGCAUGUAAAACGUGUUGUUCGGACAAAAUUCGAGCUGCUGUUUGUCUGGCAUGUAGUUUUCAUUGUCACGAAGGGCACGAACUUGUGGAAUUGUAUACAAAGCGACAUUUCAGAUGCGACUGUGGAAAUUCCAAGUUUAAUGGCAAACAAUGUAAUUUGGAGAAGCUGAAAUCUGCUAUCAACAUUGAAAAUAAAUAUAAUCAAAAUUUUGAUGGAGUUUAUUGUACUUGCGCGAGACCAUAUCCUGAUCCUGAAGGCGAUGAAGAUGACAUGUUCCAAUGUACAAUAUGCGAAGAUUGGUAUCAUUUGAAGCAUCUAGAAUGUGACAAUGGUAUACCUGCAGAUAAUGCAUACGAUGAAAUGAUUUGCGCAGGUUGUAUGAAACAACACAAUUUUCUAUGGAAAUAUGCAUCAAAAUAUGCAGUUUUGAGAAAAUCAGAUGUAAAAUCUGAUGUAUCUGAGAACAACGAAGAAAUAGAAGUCAAUCAGUUGUCAGAAGGAUGCCAAAUGCCAAAACAGAAUUGUGCUAAUACUAAAGGAAGCUGUUUUUGGAUAGAAGGUUGGAGAGCUGCAUUGUGCACUUGCGAAGAAUGCAAAUCAUUGUAUAAUGAAAAAGGCAUUGCAUUUUUACUCGAUCCAAAAGAUAGUGUACAAGCAUAUGAGGAAGCAGGCAAAAUGAAUAAGCAAGAAUCGCAAUAUGAGAAAGGUAUGAAAGCUCUUGCAAGCAUGGGACAUGUACAAAAGUUAACAGCAAUUGAAGAAUACAACAAUAUGAAAGAACGAUUGAUGCAAUAUCUACAAAAGUUUGCGGAAAACAAAAAAGUUGUUCGUGAAGAAGACAUCAAAGAAUUUUUUUCAGAAAUGGAAUCAAAGAAACGUCCGAAAGUGACAGUGCCAACAUAUUGUCGUUGAAUAAAAUAUUAUUAUAUACACAUGUAUAUUGGUAAUUUAAGAUUAUCAGUAUUGUGGAAAGGUGGGAGAAAAUAUGUGCAUGAUUUAAAAGAGACCAAGAGAGAAAAAAAAUUUAUUAAAGAGUUGCCAGUCUUAUCUGAUA
Messenger RNA from Camponotus floridanus (Florida carpenter ant), 1579 nucleotides. Its product is annotated as putative E3 ubiquitin-protein ligase UBR7. Gene Ontology annotation, molecular function: ubiquitin protein ligase activity; zinc ion binding. Bases 361 to 1437 code for a protein of 358 amino acids. The transcript is spliced from 8 exons. Lineage: Eukaryota; Metazoa; Arthropoda; Insecta; Hymenoptera; Formicidae. The record is from RefSeq and is a predicted model, not a curated record. Gene Ontology annotation, cellular component: cytoplasm.